UGCUUUAAAGCCUCCCUCAUCCCGCCCUCCCCGGGCACAGAUGCUCCAAGGGACACAUACUCACAAACCCCCGCAGGCUUUUUCCCUUUGUGGUGUACCUGGCUUUUGUGCCUGCACGCUGGCUAUUUGUGAGUUGGUUCGAGUGCGCUAGGAAGUGGGUCGUCACAGGUCUAACAGAAAAGACUGGGAAGCCCUCGCUCAGUUAAAGUUUUCUGGGUAAAUAUAAAAGAUGAAAGAUGUGUCAAUUCUUCUCAAUCAUGUGCAAUCUUUAACAAAAGGGGAAGACCUGCACAAUUAUACCCAGAGUGCAGAAUCACCAAACUUGGGGAAAAAAAUGGAAAAAUGGUUUGAUUGGCAUCAGAAUGCUAAAAUACUGCAUAUCAAUGUGUGUUUGCUCCCAUGGGGUGGACGUAACCAACCUCUAUGUUCUGACAUCUUUCUGUCUGUGCUCAGAAAUACAGGUACGGACAGAAUCCACAACAGAAGAACUGUACCCCUCCUUAUCUGACUACACAUACAAAGGCAGGCUAGCUCUACAAACGUUUCACUCUGUGUAUAUUAUUAUAUUGUGAAAUCACAUAACUUUCUAUAAUUUUCUAUUACUAAGAUGUGGGACUACUAAUCCUUAGGCAAAAGAGGACAGCAACACUCAAUCAGAAACUUGUUUAUCAGAUUUAUUUUCAGAAAACCUGGAUAGUGUCCAAAGCAAUGUGAUUACCCCAUGAAAGAACUGAACUACGUAUGCUCAGACCAGUGAAGGAAUUUCUCAGCUGACCUGAUGAAUAAAGAUAAUAACUCAAACUUGCCACAAGGUAAUAACCAGAACAGUUUGUGAGGAAGAAGAUCUUAAAGAUGGGCUGAUAUGGACAUUGAUGCAUUAUUGUCACAAGUUUAUAGAAGAAUUAUAAUGGUAGCUGUGAUGACAUUGGGUGUGCUGACUGCAACAUUCUAAGCUCAUGUGAUGGCCUUAAACCCUAUCUAAUACACCUGUAUAAAGGCGAUUGGGGCACUGCUCCUCCCUCAGUCUUCGAGAUGUCGUGCUCCCUUUUGCUGUUCCCCGCUGGUGAAUCGACCUUGCUGCUGCCAGUCACAAGUCCGCGAAGUGUUACUUCUGCAGACUCGAGAAGCACCCCCAAAAACGCUGCCCGGCCCGAGAAGCUACCUGCUCCAGCUGCGGAAAGAAAGGCCACUUCGCCAAGGCCUGUAAGUCCAAACUGCGAGCGGGGUCGAGCAGCGCUGCGUGCGAGGCGUGGGGGCAGCCAUCUUGGUCGGCACCACCUCGCACCGCCUCUGACCCACGGGUGCUACCGGGUACCCCACCAAGAUGGCAAUUCAACCAAAGCUCUCCACACCAGCUCGCAACGUCAAUGACGGACAUCCUGUUGGAGAGGCGCAGGACUAGCUGCCUGUUUGACACGGGCAGCAAUGAGAGUUUUAUUCACCCGGACAUGGUGCAACGCUGCGGACUCGUGACACAGCCGGUAAGCCAAAGGGUCGCCAUGGCUUCUGGGUCGCAUACAACAGAUAUCCGGUGGGGUUGUGUAGCGACACUAGUGGUGCAGGGCACAGAAUAUCAGGACUUUGUCUUACUGGUCAUGCCUCAACUGUGUGCCCCUGUGCUAUUGGAGCUCGACUUCCAGAGUCACCUGAAAAGUGUGACAAUGGAGUAUGACAGGCCCCUCCCACCAAUCACUGUCAGAAAUCCUCAGUUCUGUAGGAAUUCAUCAUAUACUCUGCUACUGACCACACACACAUAUCGACCUGCACAUUUCACCCAACCUCAUGCCAUCAGACAUGCUACAGACACCACUUGCAGCCUCUCCACCCUUAAGAUCCCUCCCCCACCGCUGUUCGCCAACCUGACCCCCGACUGUAUACCUGUGACAACUAAAAGCAGGAGAUACAGCGCAGGGGACAGGGCCUUCAUUCAGUCAGAGGUGCAGCGGCUGCUCAGGGAGGGGAUCAUUGAGCCAAGUACAAGUCCUUGGAGGGCCCAGGUGGUCGUUGUUCAGAAUGGGCAGAAAAAUAGGAUGGUCGUGGACACCUCCACUCCUCCGACUUUGCGCUGGCUGCUACCCUCAAUCAGGCAGGAAGGCCGGUAGCAUUCUUCUCUCGUACCCUUCAAGGCCCUGAAAUUCGGCACUCCACGGUGGAGAAAGAAGCCCAGGCCAUAGUGGAAGCUAUUAGGCACUGGAGGCACUAUCUCGCUGGCAAAAAAUUCUCCUAGCUGACCGACCAGCACUCCGUUGCGUUCAUGUUUAGCUACCAAUAGCGGGGCAAAAUCAAAAUUGUUAAAAAUUUGAGGUAGAGAAUCGAACUCUCCACCUAGAAGUAUGACAUCCUGUACUGGCCUGGAAGGCUCAAUGAGCCCCCUGAUGCCCUAUCCCAGGGAACAUGUGCUAGCGCACAGCUCAACCUCCAUGCAGAUCUUUGCCACCCAGGGUCACCUGGCUUUUCCAUUUCGUGAAAGCCUGGAACCUGCUGUACUCCUUUAAGGAAAUCAAGACGAUGACCAGGGACUGCCAAGUCUACGCUGAAUGCAAACCGCACUUCUUCAGUCCUGAAAAGGCACAACUUAUCAAGGCCACCUGCCCCUUUGAGUGACUGUGUUGACUUUAAGGGCCCCCUUCCCUCAACUGACCGCAAUGUGUACUUUCUUAACAUAAUCGACAAGUACUUGCGGUUCCCCUUUGCCAUCCCCUGCCCCAAUACCACUGCCACAUCUGUCAUAAAGGCCCUGCGCCAGCUCUUCACUCUGUUUGGAUAUCUCUGCUAUACCCACAGUGACAGAGUGUCCUCGUUUAUGAGUGACGAUCUGCGCCAAUACCUGCUGGCUAGGGGUAUUGCUAUUAGUAGGACCACGGGCUAUAAUUCCCCAGGGGAAUGGACAGGUGGAGAGGGAGAAUGCCACGGUGUGGAAGGCCACACUCUUAGACCUUCUCUCAUU
Hypanus sabinus (Atlantic stingray) is the source of this 2947-nucleotide messenger RNA. RefSeq lists its product as uncharacterized. The transcript is spliced from 2 exons. The record is from RefSeq and is a predicted model, not a curated record. NCBI's taxonomy places the organism in Eukaryota, Metazoa, Chordata, Chondrichthyes, Myliobatiformes, Dasyatidae. The coding region runs from base 1368 to 2102 and encodes 244 amino acids.